Messenger RNA from Funneliformis geosporum, 2211 nucleotides. The record is from the annotation of a GenBank genome assembly. Lineage: Eukaryota; Fungi; Glomeromycota; Glomeromycetes; Glomerales; Glomeraceae.
AUGGAUAAUACAUCACCAAAUAUAUUUCCUGCUCAAACGUCCUCUUCGGACACUUCAAAUGAAAAUUUAAAUAACGCGAGUACACCACCUUCCAAAACAACAGCAAUAAUCCCAUCUUUACUUACUACACCUUCUACACCAAUUUCGAGUACUUCAGAGGUUAGCUCACAAAUUCCAAGACCAAAUGCCGGCCCUAUUUACUCGGCUGUUUACUCGGGUGUUCCGGUAUAUGAGUUUCUUAUAAGGGAUGUCGCUGUAAUGAGGAGGCGACCAGAUUCAUACUUGAAUGCCACCCAGAUUCUAAAGGUCGCUGGUCUCGAAAAAGGAAAACGUACCAAAAUCAUUGAAAAAGAAGUCUUAACCGGUGAACACGAAAAAGUUCAGGGAGGUUAUGGAAAAUAUCAGGGUACUUGGGUUCCUUUUGAAAGAGGCAAGGAUCUUGCAGAACAAUAUGGUGUUCUUGAAAUUUUACGUCCUUUAUUGGAUUAUCAACCCCCUAAACACGAUGUACCGUAUUCGUCCUCUCCAUAUACGCCCACAAAAGAACAAGCGAUGGCUGCUCUGCAAGCUACUGCACGUUCGGAAGUUAGUGAGCCAAUACAAACUAUAAGUGAAAUAGAAGAUGAAGAGCGUCUUCGAAGUAUAUUAUUAGCUAUUUACUGCAACGAGGAUUCAAAUUCGAUCCCUGAACUCAUCGCACAAGUUUGUUCACCAUUACCGACAGACUAUGAUAUAGUACUUGACGAAGGUGGACAUACCUCUCUUCAUUGGGCGGCUACUUUAGGUCGCUUACAAGUUGUAGAACUAUUACUGUCAAAGGGUGCAAACUCAACAAAACCUAAUUAUGAUGGCGAAUCUGUUUUAGUUCGCUCGGUUUUAACAACGGCAAAUUACGAGUCACAAACUUUUCCUUCUAUAAUCGAACUUCUCCAUGAUAAUAUAUCGUUGACUGAUAAAGACAAUCGUUCUGUCUUUCAUCAUCUUGCAUUGAGUGGAGCCGUCAAAGGUCAUUGCGCUCCGGCAAAGUAUUACAUGGAUUGUUUAUACGAUUGGAUAACAUCACAUAACGUUGAUAUUUCGGCAGUAUUAAAUAUACAGGACAAUAACGGUGACACGGCGCUAAAUCUUGCUACAAGGUUAAAACAAUCUCACAUGUCUCAGCAAUUGCAAGAAAUGGGUGCAAAUCGACAAAUUGAAAAUAAAAUAGGAUUACGACCUUCAGACUACAGUCCAAAUAACGCUGAAAUGGAAAUUGAUGAAUUGCAAGAAAAUGGACAAAUGCAAUCUACAGACAUGACAAAUGAUGUUUUUAUGCAGUCAGAUACGACUACGUAUACCAAUCCGCGUAAAAGAAACAGAGAAGUUAUUGAAAAUGCGGAAAAUGAAUGGAUAGAACAACUUAAAUCGAAAGAUGAACAAAUAAAUAAUGCUCGAAGCCAGUGUAAUCAAAACUCAAGGCAGCUUACUGACGCACAACGAAGCAUGCAAUGGUAUCGUUCACAAGAAAAGGAAUGUGAUGAAAUUGAAACAAGAAUCAAGUUCCUUGAAACUGUUUUGCGUAAAGAACGCGAGGAUCAAGAUGAUCUUGCCCCACGAAAACGUCAGAAGCUCUCACAUUCGAAUGAGAACGAUUUAAACGAUGCCUUAUCUGUAAUCCCAAUCUUUGCACCAUCAGUAUCAACCCCGAUUGCCUCAUCCGCAACUCAAUUGCCACCAAUAGAAUCUCCGUAUUCGCAAUUAACAACAACAAAAGCAGAUUCUCCACUAAAUGAUAACGCGUCAACGAGUACCAUCUCAACAAUAGUUACGAAUGCGACUUCACCCUCAUUAACGCAAAGCAGGCUUCCAGAAAUUAUUAUAACCCCGCCAAAUGAUAUUGUUGCAUCAUCGUCAUUUUCAGCCCAUAUCUUUACAAGAUCUGCGGCUGAUGAAAUGAUCGAUGGAGAAAUAAGAAGUUUGCAAGCGCAAAUCACCGCGUAUACACUUGAUCAAGAGCUGCUUAAAAAUGAGAUUGCAACUCUCGCUGAGACCACCGACAGGUCCGAGAUGCAGUACAAAGGUAUUAUUGCUUCAUGUUGCAAACUCGACAUCGACAAAGUAGAUGAUUUUGUUGAUAGCAUAAUUAGCGCCAUUGAAAGCGACAGUAAUGAACUUAACCGGGACCACAUAGGAGCCUUUAUGAAUAAGGUUCGUGGUUCCGAAAGCAUUUAG